Molecule: messenger RNA, 443 nt
Organism: Physella acuta
Lineage: Eukaryota; Metazoa; Mollusca; Gastropoda; Physidae
Molecular function (GO): calcium ion binding
Source: RefSeq, a predicted model, not a curated record
AUGUCGCCUCUGUGGCUACUCGUGCUACUACCGGCCUUGACAUUGGCUGAGCUGAUCAGUGACCUCCACGACAAGCUGGACAAGAACAAGGACGGGGAACUGACCAAGGCGGAGAUAAUGAACGCCGUGAAGGUCUACGACAGCAACAACGACACGGCCUUGACCGUCGCGGAAUUUUUCAACUUCUCCACGGCGAACCUGGGCAACCUCCUGCAACAGGCCAUGGCAUGGGGCAAGUACAUCGACAAGAACAAGGACAAGCUGGUCAGCACAGCCGAGUUUAACACGGCAUUUCAGGAGAUGGAUGCAAACGGGAACGGGAAAGUGACGAAACUAGAAUAUUUGGGGUACGCUAUCAAGAUGGUGCCUUAUGUUCUGGUAUGAUGAGUUCGAGGAAUGCAUGGCAUAAGUGAACAGGCCUUCAAUAGCGAGAUUAAAAAUCC